Molecule: messenger RNA, 1440 nt
Organism: Prorocentrum cordatum
Lineage: Eukaryota; Dinophyceae; Prorocentrales; Prorocentraceae
Source: the annotation of a GenBank genome assembly
AUGGCCGUGUCCAAGCGCGAGGGCGCCGCGGCCACGAGGGAGCAGCUCUCUUGGCGCACCCAGCAGGGCCACCCCACGCCCAGGUGCGGGGGGACUCAGACCUGGGAAGAGGCGGGCGCGGUGGCGCUGGAAGGCGCGGGCCCCGGCGAGGGCAGAGCGAGCGAGCACCGCCCCGACGCGCCCAUGCUGCAGAGGCAGCGGCGCUUCCCGCGCAGGCUCGGCGACCAGAGCCUGAUCAGGAUGCAGGCAGACCGGGCGCACCGCAUCCAGGAGAGAGCCUACUCCCGCAAGUUCCGCCUGGUGCUGGCGGGCGCGGGCUCGUGGAGCCACCUGGUGGCCUUCGUGCCCGAGCGCAGCGCGCCGUUCCUGCCCUUCCGGAUGCCGGCGAUCGUGCUGUGCCCGGAGAUGCCCCCCGCGGAGGUGUUGGAUGUACUGGAGCUGCAGACGACGGACGACGAGCUGGCCGUGCUCAUUGGCAGCAUCAGCGACAGGGGCAACCUCCUGACCGCCGGGAUAGCGAAGUCCAGCAUCGUCGUCUGCCUCGGCCAUGGCCAGCACACCGCGGCGAGCGAGUCCUCCGCCGCCCUGCUGGACUCCGACGUAGUCACCCUGUACAGGAUCGUCAGCCAGCUGGCGCCGCCGACCUGCGACAUGGUCUUCGAGUUCCGGCGCGCCCGGAGCUUCCGGCUACUGCCCCGCGAGAAGGGGCCUGCGGAGGAGGUGCGGCGGACGCCCACGCUGGCCACGCCCCAGCGCCAGGCGGGGUUCAGGCGCGGCCUGGACUGGCUCCCAGGCGAGCCCGAGCCGGCGCACCUCGACCCGCGCUUCGCCUCGGGCCGGGCCUUCGCCCCGCAGGUGCUGGGCGCCCUUUUCGCGCGCAGCUUCCACACGCCCGGCAUCCUCGAGGUGAUGGAGGCGCUCGUCACGCACAGGGCCGAGGCCACGCGCGCGGGCGAGCUCGCCGAACUCAUCUGGCUCGUGAAGCUCUGGCCGGAGUGCGCCGGGCAGACGUGCGGGGACCUGUUCUGCGCGCGCCUGUUCGAUGCCAUGCACCCUGCCAUACUCCUGGGCAAGGGCUCCCACGAGGGCGCGAAGUUAUUCGCGCUUCGCGCUUCGCGGUCCUCGUUCCUUCUCCCCCUCCUCCUCGUCCUCCUUUUCUCCCUUUGGGGGGGCGGCGCGAGGGCGCGAAGUUGUUCGCGCUUCGCGCUUCGCGGAGCGCGAAGCGCGAAGUUGGGAGCCCUAGCCUGGGCAUCUGCAGGAGCUGCCACGGGAGCACCUCGCUGGGCAACGGCGGCUUCGUGUGGACGACCCCCCCGAAGGAGACGCGCCUCGAGCGCAGCGACACGGUCUACGUCCUGGCGAACGAGGACUUUGGCCGGCUGGCCCACACGUCGAACUUGUUGCCGCACUCGCCAGCUGGCAUUGCCAGCCUUCUGCUGA